Ananas comosus (pineapple) is the source of this 724-nucleotide messenger RNA. Its product is annotated as ubiquitin-like protein ATG12. The record is from RefSeq and is a predicted model, not a curated record. Gene Ontology annotation, biological process: autophagosome assembly; C-terminal protein lipidation; nucleophagy. Gene Ontology annotation, cellular component: cytoplasm; phagophore assembly site membrane; Atg12-Atg5-Atg16 complex. NCBI's taxonomy places the organism in Eukaryota, Viridiplantae, Streptophyta, Magnoliopsida, Poales, Bromeliaceae. The transcript has 4 exons. The coding region runs from base 104 to 358 and encodes 84 amino acids.
UCUCUCUCCUCUCUCUCUCUCUCUCUCUCUCUCCUUCGUUCCCUCUCGCUUCUCCUUCCUUGUCUCCCUCAAAUCUCUCCACUUCGCCACGCUCUCGUUUCCGAUGGAAUCAGAAUCGCCCACUUCGGAUCGAAAAGUUGUGAUUCACCUUCGCCCCACCGGUGACGUUCCCAUCCUCAAGCAAGCCAAAUUCAAGUUUGUGUAUAUCAAUAGUGCUUUUUCCCCAAAUCCAGACGAAUUGGUGAUCGAUCUUUACAAUAUGCCUGAGGAACUUAUUCAAACUCUUUCAACAUCACGUGCCGCAAUUAUUACCCAUGGUAGAUUACAUCUCACAGUCGUUGCGCUCAAAGUCGGAUGAUUUGCCACUUUCUAAUUCACCAACAAUUUUUUGUUCUAUGAAACUUGCAAAAUUUUGGUGCGGCAGUGUCGAUCUCACAUCUAUGAAACAUGAUGAAAUAGUUUAUGAGCUGUCCUAGGAGAAUGGACGGACAGGAACCUAUGGGCGGCUGAGUGCUUUGUUGGAUUAGCCAACUAAUCAAUAGAGGGUAGGUCUUUAGGUUCUCAUGAUCAGUCGUGUUCAUUUCUCACAUCUGAGAUAAAUGCUAUGUUUUGCCAUGUGGUUGGUUAUUUUGCUUUGGCAAGUAGUUACCUAUUUAAUGUGUUUGAGUGCUGUACUGAAUUAAGUAUGUUCUCGAUAUUAUAUAGCUUCUUGUCUUGGGUAUUA